Molecule: messenger RNA, 387 nt
Organism: Mesorhabditis belari
Lineage: Eukaryota; Metazoa; Nematoda; Chromadorea; Rhabditida; Rhabditidae
Source: the annotation of a GenBank genome assembly
AUGGCGGAACUACUCACUCAGCUACAGGAUAUGAUUAACGAAAUGGCCCAAUUGAUGUGUAAUUCGAUCGGCGUUCUCCAAGAUACAGCCCCGCAAUGUGAUCUUGGAUCGACUAAUAAUGAAAUUAUGACAGAAGCCAACUGCGAGCUUUUUGCGAAACACAUUGCACGAACCGCCAAAGAUAUUGAGACUCUGAUUGACUCUUUUCCAAGUGAGGGACUAUCAAUAGAAGAAAUCAACGAACAAAUGGCAAGAAAAGACUCAGAAAAGGCUAAAUUAAUGCGAGAACUCGAGACAUCGGUGACCGAGGGCGAACAAUUGUCGAAGCAAAUCGAGCAGAAAUUGGGUCUCAUCGCCACCGUUCAACUAGAAAGUCGGCCGCACAUC